Solea solea (common sole) is the source of this 2640-nucleotide messenger RNA. It is a transcript of the gene trap1, whose product is annotated as TNF receptor-associated protein 1. Gene Ontology annotation, biological process: protein folding. NCBI's taxonomy places the organism in Eukaryota, Metazoa, Chordata, Actinopteri, Pleuronectiformes, Soleidae. Gene Ontology annotation, cellular component: mitochondrial inner membrane. The record is from RefSeq and is a predicted model, not a curated record. The transcript has 18 exons. Gene Ontology annotation, molecular function: ATP binding; ATP-dependent protein folding chaperone; ATP hydrolysis activity. Bases 87 to 2267 code for a protein of 726 amino acids.
GUCCUUCCUCUGCCGUGUCGGUCAGCGUGUGUACUUGUCGGUCAGACCCGUCACUCGUCUCGUCUCCCACGGCUAUAGUCGUCCUCAUGUCUCGCUGUCUCGCCCUGGCUCGGUUCGCCCUCGGUUCCUCGCAAAGAACCGUAAGGCCGUCAAUGACAUGUGCGCGAGGACUGAGCAGCGUAACUGUCACACGCUCCUUCACUGCAGCAGAUUUGCAGGUUGGACAAUAUCAGAGGUGGAGCAGUCGGCCCGGAGUGUUGCGCGCUCAGCGUUCCUGCCUCGGGUUCUGCCAGCAGUCUUACUACAGCACACAGGAGGUUGAGAAAGAGCCAGAGGCUGAGAAAGAGCCAGAGGAGGAACCUCUGCACUCCAUCAUCACUGACUCGGAGUCUGUUCAAGGUAGCUUCUCCAAACAUGAAUUUCAGGCUGAAACAAAAAAGCUGCUGGAUAUUGUUGCCAGGUCCCUGUACUCAGAGAAAGAGGUUUUCAUCAGGGAGCUGAUCUCUAAUGGUAGUGAUGCUUUGGAAAAACUGCGUCACAAAUUAAUCACAGCAGGAGGUGAAACAGCUUCUAUGGAGAUCCACCUGCAGACGGAUACUGGCAAGGGCACCUUCACCAUCCAGGACACUGGAGUGGGGAUGAACCAAGAAGAGCUGGUAGCUAACCUGGGGACUAUCGCCCGCUCUGGUUCAAAGGCAUUUUUGGACGCUCUGCAGAGCCAGGCGGAGGCCAGCAGCUCCAUCAUUGGUCAGUUUGGGGUUGGAUUCUACUCUGCCUUUAUGGUGGCUGACCGUGUGGAUGUUUACUCCCGUUCUGCUGAGCCUGAUGCACCUGGUUACAAGUGGUCCUCAGAUGGCUCCGGAGUGUUUGAGAUUGCUGAAGCCGGUGGUGUUCAACAGGGAACAAAGAUCGUGCUCCACCUCAAGGACGAUUGCAAAGAGUUUUCCUCUGAGGACAGAGUUAAAGAGGUUGUAACAAAGUACAGCAACUUUGUGAGCUUCCCCAUCUUCCUGAAUGGACGGAGGCUCAACACUCUGCAGGCCUUGUGGAUGAUGGAGCCAAAGGGGAUUAGUGAUUGGCAGCAUGAAGAGUUCUACCGCUACAUCGCUCAGGCCUACGACAAGCCCCGCUACACACUGCACUACCGCGCCGAUGCGCCGCUCAAUAUCCGAAGCAUCUUCUAUGUUCCUGAUGCGAAGCCGAGCAUGUUUGAUGUGAGCAGGGAGAUGGGCUCCAGUGUGGCUCUGUACAGCAGGAAGGUCCUGAUCCAGACUAAGUCAUCGGAUAUCCUGCCCAAGUGGCUGCGCUUCCUCCGAGGUGUGGUGGACAGUGAGGACAUCCCUCUGAAUCUGAGCAGAGAGCUGUUGCAAGAGAGCGCCCUCAUAAGGAAGCUCCGUGAUGUUUUACAGCAGAGGGUGAUCCGCUUCCUGCUGGACCAGAGCAAGAAGGAGCCAGAGAAGUACAGCAAGUUCUUUGAGGACUACGGCCUCUUCAUGAGAGAGGGAAUUGUCACCACCCAGGAACAGGAUGUCAAGGAGGAUAUUGCAAAGCUGUUGAGGUUUGAAUCGUCUGCUCUGCCUGCGGGUCAGCACACCAAUCUGAUGGAGUACGCUUCUCGAAUGAAGGCGGGCACACGCAACAUCCACUACCUGUGUGCCCCCAACCGCCAUCUUGCAGAGCAUUCACCCUACUAUGAGGCCAUGAAACAGAAAGACAUGGAGGUGCUGUUCUGCUACGAGCAGUUCGAUGAGCUCACCCUGCUUCACCUCAGGGAAUUCGACAAGAAGAAGCUGAUCUCCGUGGAGACGGACAUUGUGGUGGAUCACUACAAAGAGGAAAAGUUUGAAGACAGCAAACCAGCCUCUGAGCGUCUGACGCAGGAGCAGGCUGAUGAUCUGAUGGCUUGGAUGAGGAACGCUCUGGGUCCCAGAGUCACUAAUAUUAAGCUCACUCCUCGUCUAGACACCCACCCAGCCAUGAUCACCGUGCUAGAAAUGGGCGCUGCACGCCACUUCCUCCGCACACAGCAGCUGGCUCGCACUGCUGAGGAAAGAGCUCAGAUACUGCAGCCAACGCUGGAGAUCAAUGCCGGACACGAUCUGAUCAAGAAGAUGCACGCACUGAAAGACACAAACUCUGAACUGGCUGGACUUCUACUGGAGCAGAUCUAUGACAACGCCAUGAUCGCAGCAGGACUGAACGAUGAUCCCAGACCGAUGAUUUCCCGCCUGAAUGAUCUGCUGACUAAAGCGCUGGAGAAGCACUGAGAGACACGAGUAGACGGACUGAAACAUUUACACCCAGUGAAGGGCCUGUACUACAGGCCUCAUCUAUCUCUUCCCCCUCUGCUGUACUUCGUUCCUCAAGUAGAGAGCACAUAAACACUGAAGAGAGUUUGAGAGAGAGAGAGAGAGCGGCAUCCAAGAAAGCUUUUCCAUGAACAGUUCCAUGUUGCAACCCUCUACUUUUUUCUUUUAUAACUGCAUCUUUAGGGAGUUUCAAAGUUUGGUUACACAAAUCUCAUCAGACCGUGCUGGCCAGACCGUAUUAUUCCUUUUUAGUGUGACUUUCACUUCAUGCAUCGAUGUGUGAAGAAAGAUGAUUCUCAUUUCGUUUUCACAUUAAACUUGAUGACAUUCA